AUGGCUAGACUUGCAAACCGAGACUUUGAGAUCCUUGAAACCUCAGGCCAAAGGUAUCUAGAAUGGAGGGUGGAUGCAAAAGCUUACCUAAAGUCACUUAGCCUCGACCACACCAUUGUCGAAGGUGGUGCCCCUACCCCUUUGGAGCAAGCGAAAGCAUUGGUGUAUCUCAAACACCAUAUACAUGAAGAACUCAAAUCUGAAUACAUCCUUGUGGAAGAUCCCAAAGAGUUAUGGGAUAACCUAAAGGAUAGAUUUGAGCAUUUGCAAAGAAUUAUCGCUCCAAGGGCCCAACAUGAAUGGUCAGUACUCAGGUUUCAGGACUUUGCAUCAGUAGCGAUACAAUUCUGA
Beta vulgaris subsp. vulgaris (sugar beet) is the source of this 351-nucleotide messenger RNA. RefSeq lists its product as uncharacterized. The transcript has a single exon. The record is from RefSeq and is a predicted model, not a curated record. NCBI's taxonomy places the organism in Eukaryota, Viridiplantae, Streptophyta, Magnoliopsida, Caryophyllales, Amaranthaceae. The coding region runs from base 1 to 351 and encodes 116 amino acids.